GGAUCUGUAGGGAUCUCUGGCCAGGAGACGGCGGCUCUGGUGCAACUUCUAAAACUUUUACCAAACUCCUCUUAAUUAAAUACAACUUUUCUCCUGAUCGAUCCAACUGCACGGGUCGAUAGCAGCGUGAGCAGAGCGGGCGUGUGUUGUUGUGCGUGAUCUAUUGGACACUACUGGAUGGAAUAAAAUAAGACUUUUUAAGGAAAAGUUGGGAGGAUAAAAAGUAAUGGAAGUGAUGUACAGAGCUAAGGUGGCUAACGCUAGCUGAGGUGGCUCACGCUAACUACGGUGGCUAACUUUAGCCUUGGUUCUGUACGUUUGGAACUUUGGAUCCAUCUCUGGUGGGGUCAGUGCCAACGUACCUCAGGACCUGUUUGCGUUGGAUGUAAGGGUCGCUGCCACGAUGAAGGUGACCGUGAUGUUCGGGCGGACCGGGGUGGUUGUGCCUUGUAGAGAGGGAUGGACGGUCCAGGACCUCAUCCAGCAAGCCACCCAGCGGGUCAGAAAGCUACUGGAACAGGAUGGGGAUUUCCUGGUUCGGACACACCAUGUGGAGUACUGUGACGGGGGAAUCCUGGACCCAGACGACAUCCUGAGCGACCUGGUGGAGGACAAGGACAAGCUAAUGGCAGUGUAUGAGGAGAAGGAGGCCCAGCAGAGGGGCGUGGCCGGCACUAGUCCCGCCCCCAGCCCAGACCUCUACCAAUCAGAGCUCUCUGUGUUCCAGCCUAUCCGAGGGGGGGAGAUCGAGGUGAACUCCACAGCCCUCAAGUCCAGUACCCCUCUCCUGGUUAGGAGCAGCAGUGAUUCGAUGCUCAGCCCCCCCAUGGACACAGAGACCCCCCACCCUGAAGACUCCAACGCUACAGGCUCCAGCUUGGUUGUAGAGAGCAGUGGAGCGUUGGAGCGGUCAGCCAGCAAACUCUCCUUCAACAGCAGUCUGACUAGAACAGUGGAAAUAUCCGGAGAGCACGGCCCCCUGGGAAUCCAUGUGGUCCCCUAUCUUUCCUCGCUCAGCGGAAGGUCUCUGGGCCUGUACAUCCGUGGGGUGGAGGAGGAGAGUCGCUCCAGGAGGGAGGGGCUGUUUCACGAGGAGGAGUGUAUUGUGAAGAUCAACCACACCCACCUCAUGGACAAAACCUUCAGCCAGGCCCAGGAGGUGUUCCGCAAGGCCAUGCGCUCCCCACUGGUGCGUCUGGAGGUGGUUCCCUCCUCCAAUAGGGAGCGCUACGAGAAGCACCUGAUUGGUCAGCUGUUCGGGGUUCCGCCUGCCACGGAGGGCAGCCCCUUCACAGCCAGGAGCAAGGAGCCCCUGCCGCCCGUCAAAACCAAACCCGCCUUUAAACCCACCGACCAUCCAGCCAACCUAUUGGCCGAGGAGGCUGUCACUCCUGAACCCGCUACUUCCAAGGGGCGGUGCGAAAGCCCGUUAUUGAGGAAAAGCCCCGCCCUAGGCAACCUGGUGACCAAUAAGAAAGGAGGGAAACGACUGAGGAUUGAUUUAAAGAAAGGUGUGGAGGGCCUGGGCUUCACCGUGGUAACCAGGGACUCCUCGGUGCAUGGCCCUGGCCCCAUCCUCGUCAAGAACAUCCUGCCCCGGGGGGCCGCUGUUAAAGAUGGCCGUCUGCAGUCUGGCGACCGCAUACUCGAGGUGAACGGUGUGGACAUCGCGGGGGUGGGCCAGGAGGAGUUGGUGUGCAUGCUGCGCAGCACACGGCAGGGAGAAUGUGUGUGUCUGGGGGUCCUGCGACAGGACGAGAUGUUUCUCCCCCGGGAGCUGAAGGAGGAGCCCUUGCGGACCCCCCCCCAGCUCCCGGAGGACGGCAAGGAGGAGCUGAUGCUGGAGGUGGCCCUGAACGAGAGCGGAUCGGCGGGCCUGGGGGUCAGCCUAAAGGGCAACAAGUCCCGACACACGGGGGCCGACCUGGGCAUCUUCAUCAAGUCCAUCAUACAUGGAGGGGCCGCCUACAAGGACGGGCGUCUGCGUGUCAACGACCAGCUGGUGGGGGUGAACGGGGCGUCGCUGCUGGGGCGGUCCAACCACGUUGCCAUGGAGACGCUGCGGCGCUCCAUGUCCCAGGAGGGCAACCUGAGAGGGACAAUACAACUGGUGGUGCUGAGAGUACAGGAUCAGCACGGCAUUUCAUCCAACCGCUCGUUUGACAGCACCCACGGACUUCCCGGAUUGGCCAACCAGACCAAUGGCACUGCCCACGCGCACAUGAUCAACAACAGCCUCUACUCCUCUGACGUGACCAAUGGGAGUUACUCAUACAUGGACGAUGAAGAGGAUGAAGAGCUAUCUCAUCGGGAAAAUGACCUCACACACGGACACUACAGGGAGCCGUCCCUCUCCCCCAGCCUGCGGGGUCUCUCCUACCCGACCCCCAUGCCACUCGACGUGGCCCAGACGCCCACCAGUCCCCAGCCCCAGCGGCAGUACCAGCACGUCAAGGCCUCCAAGAGCAUGGACCUGGGUACGAGUGCCCCCGAGAGCCAGCAGCAACCCGUGGCAGAUGAGAGCAAUGUGGGGUCCCUGGUGAGCAACCAAACAGCCCCCUCCCCUCAGGUAGAGCUGGGUCCCACCCUGGGUCUGAAGAAGUCCAGCUCCCUGGAGAGUCUCCAGACCGCCAUGUCGGAGGUCAACAAGAAGACCGAGCUCCUCCCCUUCCAUCGCCCACGCCCUAAUAUGGUCAGGGGGCGGGGCUGCAACGAGAGCUUCCGGGCGGCCAUCGACAAGUCGUACGACGGGCCGGCGGAGGAGGAGGAGGAAGAGGGGUCUGACCAGAGCUCCGGGCGGGACACCCCAGGCAGCAGCUCGUCCCACCAGGGAGCGGGGGAACAGACAGGGGAACGGACGGAGGAACAGACGGAGGAGACCGCUCCGUCCAAGAAGGAGAAGAACAAGAAGAACAAAGGGAAGAAGAAGGAGAAGAGCCAGGCCAAAGGAAAGGAGAAGGAGAAGAAGAAAGGAGAGGAGACAGAGGAGACAGAGAAGAAGAGCAAGAAGAAAGGAUUUGGCCUGCUGAGGUUUGGGAAGAAGAAGGAGUCCAAGGCUGCGCUGCAGAGGAAGAAGACUGACAUGUUGAGCCAGGAGGAGCUGCACAUCAUGAAGGACGAGAUAGAGAGGAUCGAGGCAAAGCAUCCAGAGCUGAGGGACCCCCGGGCCAAGGGGGACCCCAGGCCCAGGGGCCCAACGGCGGAGGGCAGCCGGGUCCCCGGAGGCCCCCGCUACCAGGAGGUGGAGGACGACGAGGCUGACCCCAACUACGCCCGCAUCAACUCCUUCAGAGACCGAGGGAACGUGGCCUCCACCUCCCCCGCCACGCUGCACUCCUCCCACCCCGCCGACCACGGCCGGGCGCCCUCGCCUCCGCAACAUCCCGCCCACCCCGGUUACGGUAACCACGGCAACGACCCCACGAUGGGACCCAACGGCGACCCCAUGGACGGGCUCUACGCCAAGGUGAACAAGCCCAGAGGAGGCGCCUCCACGGCGGCUGCUGUUGGACCCUCCCCUCCCCCUGCUCACGCCGGUGCUGGUGACAGUGAAAGGAUCCAGCUGUUGAGGAGAGAGUAUCAGCAGGCCAGGAGAGAAGGAAUGACCCCUGCCUACGAAGACCCUGACCCCCGGCGCAGAGGGCCUGACGACGACACACACCGGAUCCCUGUCAGAGGAGUGGAGCAUCGCACGGCUCCCCGCUACGAGGAGGUGGAGCGCCAGUACGCCUCCCUGCCAAGGCGCGGCCCCUUGGAUCCCGUAGACUACCCGAUGCAGCCCUGGUCGGGCCCCUACCCAGGGGCCCCUCCACCUACACAGGGAUACCCCCAGCCAGGGCCUGGAUACCCCGGCCCGAACCCCCAGCCGGGGCAGGCCUACCCCGGGUACCCCCCCGGCCAGCCGUACCCCCGAUCAGGAGACCUCCGCAGCGUUGAGCCUGGAUACUAUCCACACCAAAAGGGCCCUCUGAGGCAGGACGUUCCCCCCUCGCCUCCGCUCCGCGCCCAGCGCUACGACACCAUGAGCCGCGUCCCUGGUGGAGGAGCAGGGGCCUACAGGAACCCGAGGGAGCCCGUCCCUGACCAGUACGGUUACCUGGGAGACGGAGGGAAACGCCCAAACCAGCCCAACCCUCGACAGAAGAACCCCAUGACCGCCGCUGUCUAGCAGGAGUUUUGCACAGGUGCUCGGCGGUGUUAGCAUCAGGAAGAAACUACGGCCGCAUUCACAUGCUUUAUCAUGGCUAGGGGGUUUCCAUAAUAUAUUUUCCACAUCUGAAUGCAGCAACAUCAGCAGUAGCUUUCAGCAAAACAGCCCACCUAGCACAUGUACUUUUUUACUAUCUAUGUAUUUUCAUUGAUUUUGUGUCCCUGUCCUACAGUGCAAUAAGGUUUGAGAUUGUAUUCCAACCAAAGUCGGAUUAGCCCAAAACAGACAGGAUAGGAUGUAACGAGUAACAAAAAAUAAUGAUGGAAAACACUUUAAAUUGAUUAGCAUACAUAUAUAUAUAUGUACCCGUAGCUGUACCUUAUAAUAAUAUGUGUAAUAAUGUACCAGUACAUGCAUGUUAUUUUUAUGACCAACAGAAGGUUCAAACCAAACAUCUUGUGUGUGUCCUAACACCCAGGGUUUUCCCUGGCUCCGAAAAGGCGUAGGUGAAAGCGAUAGCGAGCAUUAUUUGAUGAGCGUUUUAAUGAUGCAGUAUUACGUGCCAGCCAGGCUCCCCUGGUAUGAUCGACCCGGCACGCCCACUUAUCACAUCGACCUGUCCCUCUAAGUGAUCGCCUGCUAAAACGGUAGCUGUCUGCCCUUGAUGGGUUGUAAAAACAGUUAAAAGGCCUGGAUUGGUAAUAAUCUAGGGCGCGGAGCAGAUCAUACAAUGGAGAUAAUAAUAAACAAGGGUCAUAAUGAUAGUUAAUAUCAUUGAUCAUUUCUUUAUUUUAUAUAGCUAUAUCCCAUCCAUAAAUAAUUUGACUAGUUUCCAAACACAGGCCUCAACAAGCAUAUUAGAGAUACAAAAGACAUAUACAAAUCAGGAGCAAUGCUAUAGUACUGUUUAUGAACAAGUACACGUCAUGCCUAAUUAUGCUAUAAACUGCAAACAUUUCUUUGGACAACCAAUAAUUUGGACUUUUCACUAAUAAGAAACCUCAACGUUUCAAAAAGAAAUACCUUAGAUAUAAUCACGACAUAAAGUUCUGUUUAUGUGCACAUGAUCACUGUUAGAUCCAGAUGAAAGUAGACAUAUAAACAGGCUGAUACAAUCACUUUUUUGUUGAUGAUCACUUUUUGGCAUAACAUGAAAAAGGUGGCGCCACCGUAUUCUGCGUCUUCCCCGACUCUUACUAACGGAUACCAGAGUGCUUCUGAUACCAAAACCUGUUGCUGACCGAUCAUGCAUUCAUAUGCAGAUAUCUGUUUAUAGAGGGUAUACAUUACCUUAAUCCCUAACAUGCCGUGUAUACUGUUUAACACACAUGUCCUUCACAUCCAAGUUUCCAUUCAGAUGUAAACUUAGGAUCAAAUGAUUUUGGAAUAAUGAUGCAAGAAGCAUUUCAUGUCCGAUUAGCUGCAAAUGUGAAAUAUUCAAAAACGAUUUAGCGGCAUAUUAAUGUCAGAAUGUAAAUGUUUUGGAUUCAAAACAGUAUUUUAUAUAUUAAGUUGAUUAAUUUUACCUAUAAUUACAUUUCAGUUGAAUACAUAAAGUACAUAGAAAUGUAUAAAUCAAUCUUAUAAUAACGACGUUGCUUUUAAAAUCCUCAUAUUGUGCUUUUGGGUUUUGAUUGGAGGUGCAAUUCACCUUGAUUGAUCUUUAUAUCUUUUAUGCAACGUGUAAGAAUGGAUUCUGCUAGCCUUUGUAUGAUUGAAGUACAACUUUGGUACACUCUAACACUUCAUCCUCUAUAUGUAACAAAUACUUUUUUUGUCAUGUAUUUUUUGCAUAUUUUCAGCCAACCCUUUUAACAUGUGUUGACGAUGGUACAGUAUUUUGAAGAGGUGUAAGGAAUCUCUGUGAUUUCCAGGUACGAACACCAUGUAUUAUAAAAACUGUUUCUGAUGAGAUAUGUUUCUGGUUCAAAACACUGUGAACCAACUACUGCUAGAGUGGUUGAUUUAUAGUUUAUAUUUAAAAUCAUCUUUAAACAAGAGCCCUUAAUCUUCCUGAACAUUCCUAGCUCUAUCUAAUCAGUUGCCGUUACUAAAACUCCCUGAACAACAGCCCCUUGAUCAGUUAGCCAGUGAACAUCAUCUUUGAAUGUAAUUAUGUAACAAUUCCUUGAAUUGUGUUACCACAGUUAGCAAUGCUAAUUUGUUUAGGCUACCUAUGUUACAAUACGAUUCCUCUCCUUCAUAGCAGUGUCUACGUUUUUUUUUUUUUUUCAAACCACAAUGUUUUUAGCCAGUGGUACUUUUUGUAUGAAAUACAUUUUGUGAAUUAUUUUCUAUGCUCGCACUGGAACACAGUCAGGCUGUGUGUGUGUGUGUGCCAGCGUCCAGGCUGUUCUCAGCUCAGAAGGCACAUACACACACACAUUUGUUUUGAGAGAGUUGCAUGCAAAACCAAUUAUUGACAGUUCUAGAAUGUGGAAUAUCCAGUUACAGUGUGUUUUUUUUUUUGUUGUUGUAUCAUUGUGUCUCAUCGUCAAUGUUCAAAUCUGGAUCACAGAUUGCUGUGUUCUCAGACCGGCGCCAAAGAUUAGAAGUGUUGCCACUAAUAGGACCACGAAUCUGAACCAACCAGUUGCUGAUAGAUGGCUCCAUGUGUGAUAAGUUGUAGUGUAUAUAGUCCGGAAGAAAGAGAGAACGAAAGAAAGGUUGAAGGAAGGAAGAAAGAAAGUGAGAAGAAAGUGAAAGAAGGAAAAAAUUACUAAACGAUUUAUGGGUUGGGGAAGAUAGCAACGUAAAAGAAUGUGAGGAUUACGAAUGAAAAUAGAAACCUUUCUUUAAAGUCUGACCUUUAAAGAUGUGUUUAGAGACAUUAAUGCUAACUAUGUACAGAAUCGUAUGCUGUCUCAGUAUUCAGUACCAGAGCACAGAGACAUGGGGUUUAGAUAGGCCCCUGCACGUGAACCUUGGUCUGGUGGUCCUCACCAGCCCUGACUCUGUACCUGCGUGCCCCCAUGCUCUGAUUUAGAAUCCUGACAACCCACCGAGCGAGCGGCCAAGGUCUGGUUGGGUCGGGUUCUCAGGCGAUACCACAGAAGUUUGAAUCGCCCGUGUGAUCGUAGUUUUGCUGGAGUUGAUGUAUAAGAUGUGAAACUUUCUAGUGUGUGACUUUUUUUUUCCCGUGUCCUAACUGCUCUGCUAUAACACAAUGUCACAAGCAAAUUAUAUGUGUAUUCAUAUAUAUAUAUUUCAUUUUUAACAAUAUUCUCCUGUUUUUUGUCUAGAAUUGUAGACCCGUGUUUAGAGAAUGUCCUUCUCCGAUGUGAAGUUGGGAAAAUCUCACCACACAAUUAUAUCGUUUACGUUUUUUUAUUCAACCAAAUCUGAAGUGUAUGUUUCUAAGUGCAGUUAUCUGUGCUUGAUGGCUUGUGGUUUCCCACUAGCUCACUUUAGCACACCGCUAAGCUCAUUUAAUGUAUGUCUCUCUGAUGCUGCAGUAUACCACUUUUACAAGUGUUUCUAUAAUCAAAGGUACUAUCCUGACCACUCCAUUUAUAAAUAUACUCUUUUGUCAUGUAUAACCAAGAGUUCUGGUUUUAAAUUGUCCUACAUGCCGAUAGACUGAAGGAAGCAAAUCAUUGACGUUUUAUAAGAAUCGUUUAAAAAAACACCAAAAUCUAUCGAUGGAUGUUUUGUUUUUGAUCAAAAUCUCAAUCCUUUAUUUGUAUCUAAUGGAUUGAUUAAUCACCAAAUGCUUAUGCUGUAUUUCAUAUAUAUUUAUGUUUUGGAACAUUUGUUUUGCAAUACAA
This is a messenger RNA of Gadus chalcogrammus (walleye pollock), 7917 nucleotides long. It is a transcript of the gene pard3bb, whose product is annotated as par-3 family cell polarity regulator beta b. The transcript has 27 exons. The coding region runs from base 404 to 4168 and encodes 1254 amino acids. NCBI's taxonomy places the organism in Eukaryota, Metazoa, Chordata, Actinopteri, Gadiformes, Gadidae. Gene Ontology annotation, biological process: intracellular protein localization; cell adhesion; establishment or maintenance of epithelial cell apical/basal polarity. The record is from RefSeq and is a predicted model, not a curated record. Gene Ontology annotation, molecular function: protein binding; phosphatidylinositol binding. Gene Ontology annotation, cellular component: cell cortex; apical junction complex; apical plasma membrane.